GUAAUUCCUUAACAAGUGCAUACCGGUGGGGGCAUAGCGAAAUUUAAACUCUGCCUUACGAAUUUUUUUAAAAUUUUUAACUGAGUGGGGGUUCGAACCUGGAACCCAUAGAUUUUAGCCGAAGGGCAAAAUUUAAAGAUUUCAAAUAUGAGGGGCAAAAUUUAAAGACCACCCCAAAAGAAGGGCAAUUCUACGAAUUGCCCCUUAUAUACAACUUAUUUUUCUUUUCAGCUACGACUGUCGGACUUUUGUUUGCUUACCCGACAGUUAUACCUAAAACAUGGAAGAACCUUGUUUUCUCCAUUCCCUUACUGAGCUGUUUUGGUCAUAAAAGGACAAAAAAUUGUCCCUCUAUAGGGCAGGAUAGAAGGCCUGUUGUUUUGAAAUAAUAGCUAAACUCUACUUUGCUGAGCAAGGUAUAUAUGUGCCUUGAAUUUCUUAGGAUAGUUAACUCCACCAGUGUGACCUCGUUCACAUUGCCGGUCUCAGCCCCGAGAGGGCUGCUGAGGGUCAAUUGGAAACAGUCUCUCUACUUCAUAAAGGUAGGAGUAAGACUGCGUACAUAUUACCCUCCCUAGACUCCACUUUUGGGAUUACACUGGGUUUGUUGUUGUUGAAUUUCUUAGGAUAGUUGAAAUGCUUUUGGUUUAGAGUAUAUUUUAACCCGCUUCUGGUCCCGUGAUUUAAUUGCUUGUCCCCUUUUCUGUGAGUUUCUCAAAACUAUAUAAUCAAUUUUAAGUUUUGUCUACAAAGAUCUCCUCAGUUUCAAAAUUUUAUACUUAAGUUUCUAGUAAUUUUUCUUGUAUGUGAUAUUGGUUUAUUUAGCGUUUGUUGCUGUAAGUUAAACUCUGGAACUAAUGGGAUGUGCAUUUUGGCAUCCCUUUGUAGUUGCUCCUCGUAUACAACUUGUGCCGCAUCUUUAUUGACCUUACAGCUUUUCGGUUUAUUUGGUAGGUCUUAAUAUGUUUGAUAUAGUGUAAGUCCUUUGGCCUUGCCCCUUUGAAUAGUUUGAGAAAUAGCCUUUAAGAAACUUUCUGUAGCUUGAUUUUGUUACAAAUGGUCAUUUAGUUGAUCGCUCCUUGAUAGUUAACACUGAUCGGCUCUUUAAUGAUAAAUAACCUCCACCAUGUGAUAAAAGGAGUGCCAUGAGCUUGUUGAGAUAUUGGAAUCUAAUCAUUGUCCCUCAUGUCAUAAGUUUAUGCAGGCACUAUAAAUCAAGAAAAUUACAUCAAGAAGCAGGAUAUGGCGCUAGUAGCCUGUUUGGCCAAGCUUUUGGGAAGCGAAAAAUGCUUUUUGUUCGAAAAAGGGCUUCUGUUAGAGAGUUAAGGUGUUUGGCCAAGUUUUAGGGAAAAAAUAAUUGCUUUUGAGUAGUAACAGAAACAGUUUUUCAUAAGCUAGAAAAAGUAAAUUUCCCCCGAAAACACUUUUGAAACAUUGGCUAAGCACACAAAAUAUUAAUCUAAUAUUGAUAAGAAGUACUUUUCAAAAAUUAGUAAUUUUAGAAGUUUAGCCAGACAGGCUAUAGAUCUUCAUUUCCAAGAGCAUAUAGAAGAAGGUAGUCCCUUAGAGAAGUCAAAGAUGUUUGAUGAUGAGCGUGAAGACUAUCUCUCCGGUGGUGGUUUUGAGUGUAACAUUUGCCUGGAUCUUGCGCAUGAUCCGGUGGUUACCUUGUGUGGUCACCUAUAUUGCUGGCCUUGCAUCUACAAGUGGAUUCACUUACAGAGCAACCCUUCCGAAAAUCCAGAUCAACUGAGCCCACAAUGUGCUGUUUGCAAGGCCGAAGUUUCACAAAGAACCUUGGUUCCUCUCUAUGGCCGCGGCCAAGCUACAAAACCAUCUGAAAACGACGUUCCAAGUGAAGGUAUAGUCAUACCACAAAGGCCUCCAACUCCAAGAUGUGGGGUCCACACGCCGAUAGCAGCUACUGAUUCACAUCCAUCCCAGCAGAACCCUCGAUCACAUCAGUCUCAUUCUACCAGCAGCUACAUCCCCACCAAUGCUCAGUAUUGGUGGCACGAUGACAAAUGUGUUACAUCCCAUGGCUUAUUCACGGGUUUCUGGAAAUUCAUCACCGACGUUGUAUACAUAUCCAAUUAACUCAUAUCACCUGGCAGGCAGCGGUAGUUUGAGAAUGAGAAGGCAACAAUUACAUGCUGAUCAAUCACUUGGCAGAUUAUAUUUUUUUCUCUUCUGUUGCGUAGUGAUAUGUCUUAUCUUGUUGUGACGACUUUUACUGCUAUAAUUCCGUAUGUAUAAAUAUGUACAACUGUAGUGGAUUAUCAAUAUACAAGCUUGGAUCUAUAUGAAA
Molecule: messenger RNA, 2308 nt
Organism: Lycium barbarum (goji berry)
Lineage: Eukaryota; Viridiplantae; Streptophyta; Magnoliopsida; Solanales; Solanaceae
Product: E3 ubiquitin-protein ligase RMA1H1-like
Exons: 1
Coding region: 1579-2097 (172 amino acids)
Biological process (GO): ubiquitin-dependent protein catabolic process
Cellular component (GO): endoplasmic reticulum
Molecular function (GO): ubiquitin protein ligase activity; ubiquitin-like protein conjugating enzyme binding; metal ion binding
Source: RefSeq, a predicted model, not a curated record